This is a messenger RNA of Ipomoea triloba (trilobed morning glory), 1794 nucleotides long. RefSeq names its product sucrose transport protein-like. NCBI's taxonomy places the organism in Eukaryota, Viridiplantae, Streptophyta, Magnoliopsida, Solanales, Convolvulaceae. Gene Ontology annotation, biological process: sucrose transport. Gene Ontology annotation, molecular function: sucrose:proton symporter activity. Bases 1 to 1512 code for a protein of 503 amino acids. The record is from RefSeq and is a predicted model, not a curated record. Gene Ontology annotation, cellular component: plasma membrane; vacuole. The transcript has 4 exons.
AUGGAAGGUGCUUCGAGUUCAUCAUCAGGUGGUGGGGCGUUCCAAGUGCAGCAGCAGAAAGAUUAUUCCGGGGAGGGUCCGGCGGGGGAGAUACCGUUAUGGAAGAUAGUAGUGGUGUCGGCGAUAGCCUGCGGGGUCCAAUUUGGAUGGGCCCUACAGCUUUCCCUUCUCACUCCUUAUGUGCAGCUAUUGGGAAUCCCACACAAAUUCUCCUCCCUCAUCUGGCUAUGCGGUCCAAUCUCCGGCUUGAUCGUCCAGCCGCUAGUCGGCUACUACAGCGACAACUGCACCAGCCGCUUCGGUCGGCGCCGACCCUUCAUUGCCAGCGGGGCAAUCCUCGUCAUCUUCGCCGUUAUCCUCAUAGGAUUCGCGGCCGAUAUAGGCCACUCUACGGGCGACCCGCUGGGGAAAGAAUCCAAGCCCCGCGCUAUUGUUAUGUUCAUCGUGGGUUUUUGGAUUCUGGACGUGGCUAACAACAUGUUACAAGGGCCGUGCAGGGCGUUGCUGGCAGAUCUGUCGUGCGGGGAUGGCGGGAAAACGCGAUUGGCCAACGCGCUCUUCUCGUUCUUCAUGGCGGUUGGGAAUAUCGGGGGCUAUGCGGCCGGGGCCCAGCCCAUGCUCUAUAAAAGUUUCCCUUUCACACACACGGACGCGUGCGACGUCUACUGCGCCAACCUGAAGAGCUGUUUCAUCAUCUCGGCCAUCCUGUUGCUGGUCAUAACCACGGUGGCCGUGACCUGCGUGAGCGAAAUCCCGUACACGAAGAAGAAGAUGGAAGGGGGCGGGGUGCCAUUCUUCGGGGAACUUUUCGGGGCCUUUAAGAAUCUCCCGAGGCCGAUGCUCAUUCUCCUCUUAGUCACGGCUCUCAACUGGAUCGCGUGGUUCCCCUUUCUGUUGUACGACACGGAUUGGAUGGCCAGGGAGGUUUACGGCGGAGAAGUCAACGACAGUGGAUUGUACGACAAAGGUGUGCGCGCGGGAGCUUUGGGACUCAUGCUCCAGUCUAUAGUUUUGGGAUUCAUGUCCAUUGGAGUCGAGCUGCUGGCACGUCAGCUUGGUGACGUCAAAACUCUGUGGGGCGGUGUUAACUUUAUUUUGGCUAUUGGUUUAGCCCUCACCGUGGCCGUCACCAAAACCGCCACACACAGUAGAAGAUUCGACGCUCAAGGGCACGCCCUUAUGCCAAAUUCCAAAGUCAAGGCCUUUGCUUUGGCUAUUUUUUGCAUUUUGGGUAUCCCUCUAGCAGUGACUUUCAGCAUUCCGUUCGCCCUAGCAUGUAUCUAUUCAAGUGAUGCUGGUUCUGGACAAGCUGGUCUCUCUCUUGGUGUUCUCAAUCUUGCAAUUGUUGUGCCACAGAUGUUCGUAUCCUUUUUAAGUGGACCCUGGGAUGCAUUGUUCGGAGGAGGAAAUUUGCCGGCAUUCAUAGUGGGUGCAAUAUCUGCGGCACUCAGUGGAAUAUUAGCAAUCACUUUGCUUCCCAAACCUCAAUCAGACAAGCUUGCCAUACCCUAGUGCUAAGGAUAGUAGUAGUAAUAUUGCGAAUUACGUACGGGGCACACUCUUAACGUUCCUUUGUUUCCACCUUUAUAAGCUAAGGAGAUUAGCAAAUAUGAAUAUGCUUCAUGGCAUGCAUGUUCUGUCAGCACUUCCACAUAUUGUUGUCAUCUAUUGUCCGGAAAUUAAACCCCCAAAAUAAUUCCUCUCCGGCGCAUAGCGUUGAGACGAUGCUUUUGCUUAUUGCACUUAAUCACUUUGGAACUUUUUUGAUGAUGAGUGGAGUUCUUUUGUUGUUAA